This is a messenger RNA of Polypterus senegalus (gray bichir), 10667 nucleotides long. It is a transcript of the gene cenpf, whose product is annotated as centromere protein F. Gene Ontology annotation, cellular component: chromosome, centromeric region; nucleus; spindle pole. The transcript is spliced from 19 exons. Gene Ontology annotation, biological process: mitotic cell cycle; metaphase chromosome alignment; regulation of G2/M transition of mitotic cell cycle. The record is from RefSeq and is a predicted model, not a curated record. Bases 107 to 10378 code for a protein of 3423 amino acids. Lineage: Eukaryota; Metazoa; Chordata; Cladistia; Polypteriformes; Polypteridae. Gene Ontology annotation, molecular function: microtubule binding; dynein complex binding; transcription factor binding.
CAUUUUGAAAAACAUAAAAUAACGCAUGGGGAUGAGGCGCGUUGGCAGUAAUUAAAGGCCGUUUUCAAGCAGCUGUUUCAGGUUCACUUAAGCCCCUGGCUGCACAAUGAGUUGGGCGGUUGAGGAGUGGAAAGAAGGGCUUCCCACCAGGGCCCUCCAGAAGAUCCAGGACAUCGAGGGACAACUGGACAAACUAAAGAAGGAGAGACAGCAGAGGCAGUUUCAGUUGGAGUCACUGGAAGCUGCUUUUCAAAAGCAAAAACAUAAGGUGGAAAAUGAAAAGUCUGAAGCUGUGGCUUUAAAAAGGGAGAACCAGAGUCUGGUGGAGUCAUGUGACAGCCUCGAAAAGUCCCGGCAGAAAAUCAGCCAUGAGCUGCAAAUGAAAGAGCAGCAGAUGAACUGCUUGGAAGGACAACUGGCCUCCAGUAAGAAACAAGCCGACAAGCUGGAGCAAGAAAUCAAAAGGUACAAAUAUGAGCUAGAAAGGAUUCAGAAAUCUCAAACGUCUUGCGAUUCACAGCCAUGCAGAACACCACAGGAAAGCUUUAUGUCUUUCUCAACACCGAGUAAAGUUCCUAACGAUGAGAAAAUUGAAGAACUUCAAGAGAAAUAUAACCGAGAAUGUGAAGAGAGAAAAAGGCUUGAAGCAGAACUGAAAGUCCUGCAGGUCAAAUUAGUAAACCAGUCCAGUGGGAGCCACAAGGACAUUGCACGGCAUCAGGCGGCAUCUUCUGUAUUCCCAUGGCAAAAAGAGCAGGUGGCAAACCAUCAGUCAGGCAACUCGUUUGAGACCCCCAAUAAAAGGGGUAACAGCACUUCAGGAUUUCCAUGGGAGCAAGUCCCCGCUUAUCAACAGAGCUCUAGAUCUGCAAAGAAGACGGCGCCUGCUUGUAACCCAAGUGAUGGCACUAGCAGCAACCCACAGUAUGAGCAGCUGAAAACUUCCCACCAAGAAUUAAAAGCACGUGUGUGUGAAUUGGAAAAUCAACUUAAAUCUCAAGAAAAGGAUAUCAAGUGCCAUCUCAACAAAGUGCAGGAGAUGCAAAGCCAGUAUGAGAAGGUGAAGUUACAGCUCAAUGAGAAGGACAAGGGCUUAAGCAAAAGUAAAGAUGAACUUGCCAGGGUGACGGGACAGUAUGACCAGAUGGUGGCCAAGUGUGCAGCUCUUGAGCAAAAAAUGAAACAAGUAUCAGAAGAACUUAACUGCCAACGACAUAAUGCAGAUAGUACUCGCCUGGCAAUGGAGCAGAAGUUAAAAGACCAGGAGAAAGGGCAUCAAAAGGAAGUUUUAUAUUAUCAGAAUUCCUUACAGAAUGUGGAACAGCAGCUUAGUCAAAUGAAAAUUAAAACGGGGCAGGAACUGCAGCAAGCAAAAAAUGAAAACAAUUCUCUAAGAUCUGAAUGUGAUAAGGCCGCAUUCCAAAAGCAGCAUCUUGAAAAAGACUUGGACGACAUGAAACAGAAGUUUUGUAGGUUGGAACAAACGCUUCAGUCUAGCCAGGCAAAGGAAAACAGUUUUCGAAUCAAAUAUGAGGAAAUGCAAAAAGAAAAUGCCAGGCUGUCCAGUCAAUUUAAUCAGAGCUCAAAAAGGCUGAUUGAGGUGGAGGAACAACUGAAGAACAGCAAACAAACCCUUCAACAAACAAGCAACUUAGCCGAAGACUUCAAAACAAAGCAUGCAGCAAAACUUGAAGAAAUAAAAUCUUUAAAUACAAAAUUAGAUGAGCAAACUAAACGAUCGACCCUCGAUGUGCAGAACCUGAAGAAUAACAUAGCUGAGCUGGAAAAAGUCAGAGACGGCACACAAGUGCAGCUGAAGAAGAAAGAACAAGAACUGGAACAAAUGAGAAUGAAGCAGCUGUCUCUGGAGGAAGAACGAAAAACACUGCAAGCCGCAAUUAGUGCAAAGCAGAAGCAGUGGGAUGAACUUAAACGGGAGAACGAAUCGCUUACUCAAUGGAAAAACGAGAAGGAAAACCUGAUCAAGAAUGCAAAUGCUGAGAAAGAAAAUCUGUUGGAAAAAAAUCGUUCCUUGACCAAAAAUGUUGAGGUUCUUCAGAAUAAAACAGAUGACCAACAUAAGCAAAUCACACAUCUUGAAAGUCUGAAGAAUGAUCUUUGGAAAGAAGUUGAAACUCUUAAGGCUGAACUUGUCCGUAAAAGUGCGGACUUAGAAGAAAAGAGCAAAGCUUAUGAGGAACUUAGCUUGAAAGAGAAAGUGUGUGAAGAAAAGCAUCUGAAGGAGUUGCAUAAUGCCGCACUGAGUGUUUCUCAACUGCACUCACAGGUAUCGGAGUUAGAAGUGAAAUUAAAAGAAGAAAACAAUAAAGCGCUGGAAGCGGAGCAUUCUUAUAAUGAGCUGCGGACUGAGUGUGAGACCAAAACUGACCUGGUAAAAUCCAAAGAUGAAGUGAUAGGCUUGAAAGAUUCAGAAAUUCAACAUCUCCAGAGUCGAAACUCUCAAAUCAUCCUUCAUCAUGAGCAAAUGCUGGCUCAGAUAAAUGAAGAGAAGUGCAACUUGAUCAAACAACAUGAAGACACGAUUGCUGCAAAGUCUGCUGAAAUGGAGACAAUGCAGUUGGAGUAUGUGAAGAUCCAACAGGAUUCUGUGUUCUUUAAGGAUCAGGUGGUAUCUUUGGAGUCCUGUCUAAAUGUCCAAAACCAGCUUAGUGAGGAUUUGCAAAAGAGGAAUGAAGAGCUUUGCAGAGUAAAUGAGCAGAUAAACUUACAGUUAUCAGAACUUGAGAAGAGUCGUGAUUCAUUGCUUGAAGACGUACAGCUGAAAAUCGACCAGAUUCAAUCCAGAGCCUUCGUUCACCAGACAAGAGCAGCAACUUUACACUCCUCUGCAGAUGACACAGGGGUCCAAGCUGGUGCUUUGAAUAAAGUGAGCAGUGAUGCGCCAUCACAAGGAGCAGAAAGUCAUUUAGAAAUGGCAACAUGUGGACUGGAAGAAAUAAUGCCCACAGAUUUGGCCUUCGGAAACAAAUACAAUUUGCUGUCAGAAGGAACUGAGCUUGCUAUGUGUGAAGAGCAAACCGAGCAGUUGAUGGACAUUUCUGAUGUGUCUCUCCUUGAACCAGUGAAAGACAAGAUAACUAACAAUUAUAACAGUGAACCACAAGCUGGUGCAUCGUCCGGUGAUCACUUUGCAGGCAAACACUCCGCCAUUCUGAGCUCAUUAAGAAUUAUCCAUGAGAAGUGUGUGGCUGUGGUUGAGGAGAAUGCAAGGUUUGAAAUGGAACUUUCCGAGAAGGCAAAAGAAGUUAAGCUUAAAGAAAAGCAGUUGUGGGAACUUUCUGAAAAGUCAAUCCAGGAAUCUGAAAAAUAUGCAGCUGAAAUUCAGUCUGCUGAAGAAAAGGUGUCAAGCUUGAAGCAAAACCUGGAAACCCUGCAGGGUCACCUGAAUAACAAAACACGUGAAGCAGAUGAGUUAGCAGAGAAAGUUAGCAUCUUUGAGCACGAAGUCCGACAGUUACAAUGUGAUCUUUUGGUUAAAACAGAAGAGCUCACAAAACUACAAGAGUUGCACAGAUUAACCUGUCAAGACAAAGAACUUCUAGAGAAACAGCUGACUGACUUGCAGAAUGAAUUCCAGAUUCUUCAGAGCAGCAGCUCAGCUCUGGAGACGCAACUGGAAGCAGCAAAACGUCAGCUAGAACUGCUAGAAAGCAAGCUAGCGUCUGUAGAAGCCGAAAGUCAAAAAAGUCUGGAUACCAUCAAAGAAAAGGAAAAUGUGAUUUGUCAAAAGAAUGUUCAAAUAGAAAUGCUGCAGAUGGAUAUUGAAGACAAGGACGAAUGUCUGAGCGCUUGCUCUGCACAAAUAGAAGAGCUGCAGCAUAAUCUGAGCCUUGCCGAGACCAAAUGUGCCGAGAAUGAUCUGCAAAAGUCCAACGCUGAGCAAGAGUUGAAGUGUGCACAAGAAGAGCUCCAAAGUAAAACAAAUGACAUCUUAAAAAUGAACGAAUUAAUCAAGUCCCUGAAGAAGGAACACGAAAGAAGCGUAGAAGAAAAAUGCCAGGCUCUUUGUGACAAAAUUGAAACCAGUCAGGGCAUCAUCGAGAAACUUCAGUGUGACUUACAGGAAGAAGCCAAAGUGACUCGAGAGACAAAUGACAAGUAUGAAGAGUUAAUAAAAGAAAAAUGCAUCCUUGAGUCUGAGCUUAGUAACGUGAAUCUCUCCAGCAGAUUAAUCUGUCAAGAAAAAGAACUGCUGGAAAAGCAGAUCAUUGACCUACAGCAUGAUUUACAGUCUUUAAAAAGCACCGGCUCAGCUUUACAAAGGCAACUGGAAGAAGGCAAAUUGAAAUUAGAAGAGCUUGAAAGUAAACUGCUGUCUGCAGAAGCUGAAAACCAGAAGAAUUUCAAUACAAUAAAAGAAAAUGAAGAUGUGAUUACCCAGAAAAAUGCACAAAUAAAAAUGCUCCAGAAGAAUAUCGAAGACAAAGACGAAUGUCUAAGCUGUUGCACUAGGCAAAUCGAAGAACUUCAGCAUAAUUUGAGUACGGCCGAAAGAAAAUUAGGGGAGGCCUGCUUACAGAAGAUGACCGUUGUCGAAGAUCUGAAGUGUUCACAGGAACAACUCAGAAGGAAAGAUGAGCAGAUCUCAAAAGCCGAUGAGCUAAUAAACUCCAUGAAGGAGGAACACAGACGAAAUGUGGAGGAAAAAUGUCGGGCUGUUCUUGAAAAGGCUGAGGCAGAUCAGUGCAUCAUUCAGAAGCUACAGCAUGACUUGGAGGAAGUGACUAAUGCGUCAAAGAUAGCAAAUGACAAGUGUGAACAGUUAACGCAAGAAAAAUCCUCUCUCGAGUGUGAGUUUAGUAACUUGGAGCUUUCAAACAGAUUAAUGUGUCAAGAAAAAGAAGUUCUUGAACAACAGAUACUUGACCUACAGAAAGACCUGGAGAUGCAGCUACAAGAGACAAAUGCUAAACUACAAAGGGCUGAAAGUGCAUUACACACUGUAGAAGCUGAAAGUCAGAAGAAUAUCAAUGUGGUAAAAGAACAUGAAGAUGUAAUUAAGCAGAAAGACGUCCUAAUUGACAUGCUUCAGAAGAACAUUGAAGACAGAGAUGAACGUCUGAGCUCUUGUCUGGUGCAGAUAGAACAGCUUCAGCAUACUGUGAGUGCAACCGAGAAGAAAUGUGAAGAGAGUGAGUUGCAAAAGUCUAACAUUCAGAAAGAAUUAAAUGGAGCACUAGAAGAACUCGCCAAAAAAGACUUUGAAAUUUCAAAAAGUCAGGAAUUACUAGAAUCCAUUAAGGAGACAUUUGAGCAAAAUGUCGAAGAGAAAUGCCAAGCUCUCCUUGAACAACUCCGAACCCACGAACAGAUCGUUGAAAAGCUUCAGAGUGACUUACAAGAAGAGACAAACGUGUCGAAGGUAACAACAGACAAGUAUGAACAGUUGGCAAAGGAGAAAUCCCACCUAGAAUAUGAAAUGACUUCUGUAAGAUCUCAGCUGGCAGCUGUUACUGAGCAAAAUAACAAGCUGGUUGAAGAUCUUCAAAAUUCAGAACAUGAAGUGAGUCUCUCUAAAGCUGAGAGUUUGAAUCUUCAGGAAUCUCUUUUAAAGCUAAAAGAAGAAAACACUAUGUUACAGUCAUCACUUGGGGAUCAAGAAAAGCGGAUCGAAACUCCCGAGCCAACUCCAUCCCAUGAAGAACUGAAACGUCAGUAUAAUCAACUUGAAAGCCUUCAUCAUGAGCUAAAGGAAAAGUUUGCCUUACUUCAAAAUGACCACCUGAUAUUGCAGGGGAAUUUCAGCGAUUUAAUGUGUACAGUAAACGAGCAGCAGGGCCGCAUUGAAAAUCUGGUGAAUGAAGAAGCAGCUUUACUACUGAAAUUGGAUCAACAAAACGGACAAAUGGAACAUUCAGCAUCCGUCUGCAGGCAAAAUGAGACAAGAUCAUCUGAGCAGGUUCUGGUGCUUACAGAUCACAUUGAAGCAGAAACCGGAGGUGACGUCUUGGUAUGCGAGCCUACUGCAGUUGCACCACCCCAGAAUGCUCCAAGGUCUCCUAAACAAGACCUCUGCCAUGUGAAGUCAAAUGACUUGGGCAUGUGUGAUGGGCAAACGACAGAUUCAUGUGAUGAAAGUGAACAACUCCAUCCAACUGAUCAACAGGUGCAUGUCCACUCUUCCCUGGAUUCAGCAAUAAAUCUUGUAAAUGGACUGCCUAGUCUGUCAGAGGUUUGCGGUAACGAGACUGAGGAACUAAAGGUAACCUUGGAAAGAACGACAAACGAGCUGAACCAGUUAAAACAACAGCACUUAGUAGAAAUGCAGCAAUGGGAGAGCAGGCUAGAAGCGCUGAACCUAGAAAUGGAGUCCAAGCUAGCAGAAGAAAAGCAGCAUGCGUUGUUCUUGUCGUCUGAAUUAGAAGCUGCCAGACUUCAAAUGCAGGGUCUGGACCUGAGUUCUCAUUCCUUGUGUGUUGAAAAUGAGGCCAGUGAAGCUCACAGCAGCCCCAUUUUCCACAAGCAGGCUGAAGAGAUUGUUAAAUGCAGUCAUCCAAGAGAAGCUCCUAAUGAACACUGGAAAGAGCUCGAGGACUUCCAAAAUGCGGAUGUAAAAAUGAAUCAGUCGCCAAAUGACACUUUUGAGGGACUCCUCAGUGAUGCAGACAUUCUGAAGCUAAACCCUGAAACGAGUCUUCAUGAGGACUCUAAGUUAGUCCCUGAGGUUCUUCAAGAGACCCCACUUUUGCAAAAAUGUGAAAAACUCUGUAAGUUUGUUUGUGAAGUGCAAAGAAGCCAAUCCCCCAAUGACACGUUUGAGAGACUCCUGAGCGAUGUAGAAAUUCUGAAACUGAGUGCUGAAACAAGCUUUCAUGAUGACCCCCAGGAUGCCCAAUUAGCACCCUCUUCUCCCCAGGAGAGUCCUCUGUCCCAGGCACGCAAAAAUGCUGAAACCAGUGAAGACAAAUUCCAAAAUCUCUUUUCACAGAUCAGCACUCUUAGAGAAGAGGUGGUAUGCAAAAGUGAAAUGUGUAGUGCAAUGGAGGCAAAGGUACAAGAAAUUGACAAGGAAAAAUCUGCUCUACAAGGAAAAUUGGAUAGCAUACUAAUUAGCAACCAUGAACUAAUCGACCAAGUAAAAGAAAUGGAAAAAGAGGCCAGUGAUUUGAGGUCACAGAUGCAAAUUUCGAAAGUGGAAUUUUCAGAUGUAGCAGUUGUAUUAGAAAAUUUGGAAAAAUCCAAGGAGGCAUGGCAUGAAAAAAAUCUCGAGCUUCAAAAUGAUCUAAAACGAAGCAGAUCUGAGAAGGCCAAUCUUGAAAAGCACAUCUUAUCUUUGGAAGCAGAUAUUGAGGAGUUUCAGAAUAAGAAUCAUAAACUGGAAAAGGACAUUGAAUUUAAUCAGAAGAAUUUUGCUGCCAUGGAGAAGCAGCUUAGCCUGGUUACCAGUGAGAGGAACCAGAUUAGUGAAGAGUUCUGUUCCUGUCUAGAGGAAAAAGAGGAUCUGGAGAGAACAUCACAAGCCUUGAAGGAGAAGCUAAAGCUGCUUGAAUCCGAUCACACAAACAAUAAAGAGUUCAUUAAGUUUCUAGAAGUGGAAAUAACACAGCAGAAAAAAAUGGUUCAGGUGGCCAACAGUGACUUGGAUGCUGCAAAAACCGAACGUAGUAACCUUCUGCAGAAUCUACAUGACUGGGAAAAUAAAAUUGCUGUAAUGAGUUCUGAAAAAGAUGAACUUUUGAAACAACUCAAUGUAAGAGAAGAGGAGAAAAAUGUGUUAUCUAGUGAGCGUGAAGCUCUGGAGGGCAAGCUGAAAAUGUUUGAAAGUGAAAAUGUGAGAUUGUCUCAGUCGCUGGAAAACUCCCUUAUAGAAAAAGGUGAAAUAGCGUCACGACUCGAUUCAACUCGGGAGGAAGUUGCUCAGAUGCGACAAGGGAUUGAGAAACUCAAAGCCAAAAUAGAGUCAGAUGAAAAAAAGAGAAAACACAUGGAAGAGCAGAUUAAAACACGGCAAAGAAAGAUCGAUUCUCUUUUAGAUAAGAUUGAGAAACUAGAAAGGGAACUGGAAGAGUCAGAAGGACAUCUGGAAACGGUGGUGCUUCAGUCUGAGGAAAGAAAAGAGGAAGCUGAAUCCUUGCUAUCUGAGAAGGUGGCCUUAUCUAAAUCUGUUGCGUCUUUACAGUCGGAAGUUAGUGCCCUUCAAUCUGAGAAGCACAAUUUGGAAAACAACGCAAACCAAAAUGAAGAAGCGCUCAAAGAAGAAGUUCAGACAUAUCGACUUAAAGUGGAGUCUUUGCAGGAAAAAAAUGAGACAUUGGAGAGAGAACUAGAAGUGAAUCGAAAACAAUUGCAAGAUUCCGUCCUUGAGUCUGAAACGGCUAAAACUCACUGCAAGGAAUUAAGCAGUGAAAAGGGAACUCUUUUAAAAUCAGUGGAGCAUCUGGAAAUGGAAGUUUGCUCACUGAGGAAUGAGAAAGAUAAAGUGGAAAAAGAACUUCUUAGUGUGAACGAAAAGGUGAGUCAGACUGACCUGCUACUUUCAACAACCGCUGAAGCCUUAGAAAACCUUCAAAAGGAGAAGGCAGACAUGUUAAAGAAUCACACAAGUGUUGUGGAGGAGUUGUCUCAGCAGUUGAGUGAAGUGAAUCGUCAAGGCCAGGACUGCAAAAGCGAGUUGCACUCUUGGAGAUUGAAGAACGAGGAAUUGACUACUCGCUUGUCUCACUUGGAAACUGAAAAGAAUGAGUUGUCUCGGCAAAUGAUUCAGUCUCAAGCUACCUAUGAGGAGCUUCAGGGGGCCAAUAAGUACCUCACUCAAGAUCUGGAGGCCCUUCAAAUCAAAUUAAACGAAAGCACUGAAGACAAAGAGAGACUACUGAAAAGUAUCGCUGACUUGCAACUUCUCAAACACACCAUGGAUGGUGAACUCUCAAGCCUGGAAAAAGAAAAGGAAAAUUGGAAAAAGAGUCAGAGCAGCUUACAGAACAGAGUUACGGAGGCAGAAGACCUGAUAACCAAAAAGGAGGCCACAAUUGGUGCCCUGCAGAAUUCCAUUAAACAGCUUGAAAAGGAAUUGCAAUCUGCAAAGUCAUGCAGCUCUGAAGAAGCAAGACAGAUGAGCGACUUAAAGGAAAAGAACACAAACCUUCAGAAUGAAAUGAAUGCCAUGCGCAAUGCUUCUGAGGACAUGAAGAAGGAAUCCGAACUUGAGCGAGAGGCACUAGCUACCCAGCUUCAAGAGCACCAGCAACAAACAGGAACCAUCAAGCUGUCCUUGGAGGCCAGUACAUUAGAGAAUCGUGAGCUGAAUGUUAAACUUCUCUCUCUUCAGAGUGAACUUGAGACGAAUAAACGAAAACACGAACAGGUCGAAAAAGAGUAUCAGCAAAAACUUGAAAAGCAAGCAAGUGAGACUGCUAAUCUCAAGUCUAAGAUUAAUCAGCUGAAGAAGAAGAUGGAAGCUUCAGCACUUCAAGUACAACAGCUGCUGGCCUCAUGCAAGCAGCUGGAAUCAGAAAAGGAGGCUCAGAAGAAAGAAAACGCAGAGCUGCUCUUAAAACUGGAGUCCCGUCAGAAUCCAGCUGACAGCACAAACAAAGAAUCCCUAAGAUUAGAAAUUGAAGAUUUACAGCUCAAGCUUGAGGAAAAGACCAAAGAGGCUGAUGAAAGCACCGAAAAGUACUGUAACCUCAUGAUUGAUUUGUACAAACUGGAAGAAAGUAACGAAAUUCUUGAGAAAAGAGUUGCUUUACUUAACAGUCAGAUAACUAAUGUGAAACAAAAUGAUUCUCAAAAUGAAAACAAGUCUAAAGCAGAUCUUAAAGAAGCCAAUCAGCCUAAAAAGUCAAAGGAAAAGAGGACACCUCAGCAGGAGCCACCUCGCCCAUCAGUAAAGAGGCAGAGGGUGCCGGAAUCUGAGGAGAGCGAUAAGCAGCCUGGCAUUGCCGACAUUCAGGGAGCGGUGAAGAGGAUUAAAGGUUCGGCUGAGCAAUCUGCAGCAACAGAAGAUGCACAGUUUCACCUAGAAGGGCUUCCAGAACUGGUCAGGAAAGGGUUUGCUGAUAUUCCAGUUGGAGAAAUGAGCCCCUACGUUAUAAGGAGAACAACCGUUCAGCGGUGCAGCCCUCGCCUUGCAGCCAAGAGAUCACCAGCUGUGCCACCUGCAGAGUCCGCCACACUUGAGAGUCCCAUGCUAAACACACAUAAAAAACAUUCCGGUCAGUUGGCCCCUAAAUCUGGAACGCUGCUGACGGCCAUAACUAACAGCCCAAAAGCACACACCUUUGAGAGCCCAAAAGGCGAGACGGAUGCCCGGGCAAAGCGACGAUCCCUGAGCCUAAAGAAAUCUCCAGAGCAAAGACAAAGGCUCCGUGACCUGGCGAGGUCCCCAAAAGAGGACGAGAACUGCAACGUACAAUAAUAAGGGGGGGUGGUCUUUGUUACUGCUGUGAAGGUUCUUUGUGUCUGUCCCGUUAUAUUUGUUAUGUAUAUUUGUUUCUUACAAUGCAUAUUUGACUUAAAACCCAGUUUUUAUUUUUGUACAGUUUUACAACUUACGUCUAUUGUUAAAGUUAUGUCAAUGUUUUUAUUGUUUAUAUAUGUGUAAGGCUUUGAUUUUUUUUCAAAAUGCCUUACAUUUUUUGUUUCAAAUGUUUAAUAUUGUUAACUCUAAUGAAUGUUUAGUAAAAUGUUCAGAACCUAAUGACAAA